AAAUUCUCCUCGUCUUCAGCGGAGAUUUCAACGGAGUUCAGCUGAACAGUUUGGGAUAUUUUUGGGGCCCCAAGUGAAUGAGUUGUUGAGCAAUGUCAACCCACUCCUGAAGACCUGGCCGCAGAUCCAAAAGUAACAAAGGCACGGAUCCUUUGCACCAACCGGCCCACAGUUUUGCCACCCAGAUGUACCGAAGCAGCCAUCUUGCUUUCUAGAAACCCGAACGACAUCUGAUCUUCAAACGGACGCAAGAAGGGAAUCUCGCCUGCGAUUGGAGCCUACGGGGUGUGAACACAGAGUGUGCCUUGCGAUGGGGGUGAAGAACCGUCCUCAAUGCUACUUUGACGUGGAGAUAAACAGGGUUCCAGUGGGCCGCAUUGUUUUUGAAUUGUUCUCAGAUGUCUGCCCCAAGACCUGUAAAAACUUCCUCUUUCUUUGCACAGGUGAAAAAGGAUUGGGAAAAAGAACUCGAAAGCAGCUUUGUUAUAAGGGCUCCACUUUCCAUCGCAUUGUAAAAGAAUUCAUGAUCCAAGGUGGUGACUUCAGCGAAGGUAAUGGACGAGGAGGAGAAUCUAUUUACGGCGGAUACUUUGAAGAUGAGAACUUUGUGCUCAAACACGACAGGGAGUUCCUGUUGUCAAUGGCAAACAGAGGAAAAGAUACUAACGGCUCCCAGUUUUUCAUCACUACAAAGCCAGCACCUCACCUGGACAGAGUACACGUCGUUUUCGGACAAGUGAUAACAGGCUUCGAGGUGAUCAAGGAAAUCGAAGACUUGAAGACCGAUGCUGCCAGCCGCCCCUAUGCUGACGUCAGGACCAUUGACUGUGGACAAUUUGUACCCAAAUCCGCGAGCAACGGUUGCCAUGCACCAUUUCCCAGCCAGGAGAGUGGGCAGGUGACCUUCUUCCAACCCUCUGCCAAUGACACUUUAGAUCCAGAUGAGAGGAGAUGCACAAGAACAUCCCAAGUGGCGGAGCGCAAAAAGAAGACCGCCGCCCGCUCCUCUUCGCCCGAAUCAGCCCCCACCACCUCCUCCGACUCCGACUCCGACACCUCCCCCGAGUCCUCGGACUCACAGAGCGAGACCGAAGACGAGAGAUCCCGCAGGAGAAAGCGGAAAAGGCGGGUGAAAAGCCGUCACGCCAAGAGACGGAGGGAAAGUAAAGCCAAGAGGAGAAGAGUGUCUUCCGGCAGGAAGAGCAGCACCCACAAUGGAGUGGACCAGGACCUUGAGAAGGAAAAAGAGUCACUCACGAAACGACAGAAGCUAUUAGUUCGACCCGAAGAGAUCCCCCCUGUCCCCGAGAAUAGAUUUCUUCUCCGACGUGAUCUACCCAAACCAGCUGCUGAACUGAAGGUUCAGGAAAUACCGCUUGUUCUCAAUGAGCAGAAGCCAGCGGUGUCAAAAUCCGGCCGUAAAAUUAAAGGCAGAGGCACAAUGCGAUACCGCACUCCUUCACGCACCAGAAGCCAUUCGGAGUCGGAACCAGAAGAAGAGAGUAGCGAAACACCGCCUCACUGGAAAGAGGAAAUGCAGCGCGUGAGGACGUACAGAGCUUCCAGCGUCGACAAAUGGACCAAAGGAGACAAAUUGAGAUCUUACUCCGACCGGUGGGACGAGCGAAGCCUUUCACCCUGGUCAAGAUCCUGGUCACACGACGGCUACUACUCGGAGGAUCAGAGCGCGGCCAAAUCCAGGCACCCUGGGAAGCCAAAGAAGGAGAAGAAGAAAAGCAAGACGAAGAGGAAAUCGAAGAAACAGAAACGAGCCAAGAGGCCCAAAGCCGGCAAGGAGAAGGCCAAGGUAGCCACCAUACCUGCCGAGGUGGACUCGUCCCACUCCUCCAGUUUGGUGUCGGGCCAUCGCGCCAAAAGUAAUCCAUCUUCGUCUUCCUCGAGGGAGUGGUCGGGAUCCUCCAGCCCGCGAUCCUCCUCAGCCGCCACCGUCUCCUGUUCCAGAUCCAAAUCCAAAUCCGGGUCCCGGUCCAAGGAGAGGUCGAGGUCGAGGUGUCGACCGAGGGCCAGGUCUCGCUCCAAGUCCAGGUCUCGCUCCAAGUCCAGGUCUCGGUCUCGCUCCAAGUCCAGGUCUCGCUCUCGUUCCAAGUCCAGGUCUCGCACCAGGUCUCGGUCCCGGUCCCAAUCGAGCUCCAGCUCCACCUCGUCCAGAAGCAGGUCCGCCUCCCGGUCCAGGUCCAGGUCCAGCUCCACGUCCAGGUACGGACGCAGCGCGUCGCCCGGACACGCCAGGUCGCGCCGCAGGAAUCGGGGCCGCGGGAAGCCGGAGGCGGCCUCGAAGGGGAGCGAGAAGGCGGAGGCUCGGGGAGGGGGCGGGGGAGGGGCGGUCGCGAAGGCGGCGGAAUCCGCGGGCGCGGUGCCUUUGAGCGAGAGCCCGCCCCCCUCGCGCUGGAGACCGGGGCAGAAGCCCUGGAAACCCUCCUACGUGCGGCUGCUGGAAGCCCAGGCCAAGCUGAGCGAGGCCACGCCAACAGCCAGCAGCCAGGACUCCCGAGACCACCGUCGCCACCGGCUCCGUUCCCUCUCCUCGGACCAUCGGCCCAAAGAUUCCGACGGCCGGCGCCGCUACCCCUCGGGCCGCGACACCGACCGCAGUUCCAGCUCGGACUACCGGAAGAGCUCGAGGAGCAGAGAGCUCAGCUCCCUCUCCAGGAGCCGCUCGCGCUCGGCCUCGAGGAGCAGUUCCCGGUCCCGGACGCCCGGCAAGUCCCAGUGUCGCCGGGAGAACUCCUCCUCCUCCUCCUCCAAGUCAUCCAGUCGCUCGGAGUCCGAGGAGGAGGAGGAGGAGGGGCUGGCGCACAGCGAGGACGAUCAGCCUGGCGUUCGCAGGAACAGGAGCUCGGAGCCUCGGAAACGCGUUAAAGACCCAACUCCGAUCCCUGAACCCGAACCUGAACCUGCGGCCAAGGGGGGCGACGGGAAGCAGCGAGGGAAGAAUAAGCAAACCCCGGGGGCCUCGUCGGAUUGUUCCAGCCGAGGCGACCGAGAGAGGGGGAGGGAGGCGGGAGAAUCCCAGAGGACGAGCAACAGGCCGAGCCCUCAGCCCGAUAGGCGCGAGAAGAAGGGGAAGAAGAGCGAGCGCCGAGGGGACGGAGUGUCCGACAGGGACCCCGUCGCCAGAGAGGGACCCCCGGAGGCCAAGGUCACGGCACCUCCCAGCCGGCCAGCUCCCCCGCGGCCUGACAGGCCCACCACCGCGAGGGACGAGCCGAGCGUCCCGCCCGCAGAGCUCAGCCGCGAGGGCAAAGGGGGGACGGCCUCGAAGAGGAGCCACAAGCGGAGCAGGUCACCGAGCGAGACCGAGGCCGAGAGGGGGAGGGAGAGAGAGGGCGGCAAGAGCAGCAAAGCGAAGACCGGGUCCGGCGGCGAGGAGGAGGAGGAGGAGGGAGAGGUUGCGCAGAAAGCAGUGGGAGUAGUACAGGCCGAGCGAGGGUGUCCCGCCAAGCGACCCAGGUCCCAGCCCCGGUCGCCCACCCCCAGCUCAUCCCCGGCCUCCUCCGCCUCUGACUCCGAGAGCCGGAAGUCCACGGCCCACGGCAGCUCGGAGGAGUCGGGCGUCUCCGGGAGCGAGGGGGCGAGGAAGCGGCGGAGGAGGAGGAGGAGGAGGAGGAAGAAGCUGAGACGCAAGGUCAAGAGGAAGAAGAGGUCCAAGUCACAGGGCGGCAAGGUGAGGAAGAGCAGCGAGAAGAGGAAGAAGAAGAAGAAGAAGGACAAGAAGGUGGAGAGGCUGAAGGAGAGGUUUCACUGGCAGCCGCCCCUGGAGUUCGGAGAGGAGGACGAGGAGGAGGUGAAGGUGAAGGCCGAGGGCAAGGGUAAAGGUGGAGGUGCAGCCGCGAGGAGUAAAGCCGAGAGCAUCGUGGCCAAUUCUUCGCCGGAUCACGAGCCCCCGAGCCAGGAGAACGCCCGCCCUCCCGAGACCCCCAAGGGCAGCAGCUCGGGGCUAAAGCGGGGUCCGGCGUCGCCCCGCGCGGCCCCCAGCAAACCCGAACCCCCCCAGAAAGGGGCGGACAAGAGGAAGUCCCCCCAGCAGGGCCCCAAGCUCCCGCCGAGCCUGGAGAGGAGCAGCCCCCCACCACCGCCGCCACCGCCCAGCACCCCCGCCAGCACGACCACGGCCACCACCCCCCCAGUGGCCCCCGGCCGCGGCCAGCGGGAGGCGUUCCCGGGAACGCCGGCCGGGUCUGGGGUCCAGGAGGUCAAACGCGGCAAGAACCAGCAGGAGGUGGGCCAGGCUCCCCAACCGCAGGACGUGAACGGAGCCGUGGCGGAGACCGAGCUCAAGGCCAAAGGCAAAGAGGGCCCGGAGGCAGCCGACAGCGGCAAGUGGAAGCCCCUGAAGGGUCUCCCGGCCCCGGCCCUGGCCCUGGCCGGAGCCCCAGCCGCAGCCGGUGCCGGAGCGAGAGGCAGCCCCAAAGUGGUGGCCGAGACCAAGACCGAGGCCUCCCAGGCCGAUCAGAAGCCCCCGGGGCUGAAGAUCGAGAUCAAGAGCAAGCGCCGGGUCAAGCCGGGCUCGCUGUUCGACGAGGUGCGGAGGACGGCCCGACUGAACCAGCGGCAGAGGAAUCGGGAGAGCUCCUCCAGCGAGGAGGGCUUCCCCUCCAGGGACGGCAAGCGCAGGUCCAGCAGCCGCAGCACGUCCCGCGGGCACUACCGCUCCACCUCCCGCGACGCCAGCCAUUCCCGCACACGCUCCCGGUCCUUCAGCCAAUCCAGGAGCCGCUCGCGGAGUUACAGCUCGUCGUCCAGAUCACGCAGUUACAGCAGAAGCCGCAGCAGAAGAAGGUACAGCAGGGAUCACUCGAGAAGCCACAGCAGCUCUUACAGGAGUUACAGAAGCCAUAGUAGAACUUAUAGUCGAAGCUUCACUAGAAGCCUGUCCUCCAGAAGCUACUGCUGGUCUAGGUCCGACUCCUACGAUUCCUACGACAGCAGGAGCCGGAAUCACCACAAGUCACGAAGGUCCAGAAGCAGAAGCCGGAGCUACCGAUCUUACCGUUCGUACAGCCGGAGUGAACGGAGUUAUUCCCGCCAUCGGAGCCACAGUGAGAGCAGCAGAUACAGCUGAUGAAGCAUAAGUCCCUUGAUUUUUUUUCCCCCACCCCCAUCCCACCCC
Callorhinchus milii (elephant shark) is the source of this 5131-nucleotide messenger RNA. RefSeq names its product natural killer cell triggering receptor (gene nktr). Gene Ontology annotation, molecular function: peptidyl-prolyl cis-trans isomerase activity. The transcript has 19 exons. The record is from RefSeq and is a predicted model, not a curated record. Gene Ontology annotation, cellular component: nucleus. Gene Ontology annotation, biological process: protein folding; protein peptidyl-prolyl isomerization. NCBI's taxonomy places the organism in Eukaryota, Metazoa, Chordata, Chondrichthyes, Chimaeriformes, Callorhinchidae. The coding region runs from base 311 to 5083 and encodes 1590 amino acids.